AUGAGCUCCGAAAACUACCCUCUUCGCAACUCGGGCAUCUAUCGCNNAUUGCCAACCUUUUCCCCUUCUAUCGAAGGACUGAAAGCAGUGGUCGUUGGCGCAACCGGUAUCUCUGGUUUCAAUACCAUCCGUUCUCUCCUCGACUCUCCCAAGAGAUGGUCUACCAUUUACGCUCUGUCCCGCAGCCCCUUCACAGAGGGAAUGCUUUCCCUCCUCACGCAAGAGCAGCAAUUUCGCAUCAAACACGUCUCCAUUGAUUUUACCAGCUCUGCCGACAAACUCGCCUCUCAACUCAAAGAAUCUGGCGUUCAAGUCGAUCACAUAUUCUACUACGGCUACAUUUCUCCCAAGAGCGUGUUCUGCGUGUCUGCCAUGGACCCAAACGCAGAAGAAGAACUUGCUAANGCCAACGUUCCCAUCUUCAAGAACUUCUUGGAAGCGCUUCAACUCCCCAAGCUUGAACCGAAACGGAUCCUGCUCCAGACCGGGGGCAAGGACUAUGGCGGUCAGAUCGGCAGAGCCAGAUUGCCAUACAUCGAAUCAGAUCCCCAGCCCCGGCAUUUGUCGCAAAACUUCUACUAUGCUCAGGAAGACAUGCUGGAAAAGUACUGUGAAGAGCAUCCUAGCACAGCUUGGAAUGUCAUUCGUCCUUUUGGCAUCAUCGGCGCCACUUCAAAGUCGGGCAUGAAUACCUUUCUUCCUUUCGCCAUCAUGGCAGCCGUGCAAGCCGAGAAAAAGGAACCUAUCUUNUUUGGCGGCGAUGUUGAUGAGUGGGAGUACGAGUGCCUUCACUCUUCCGCUCGACUCACGGGUUUCCUAAGCGAAUGGGCGGUUCUGGAAGAUAAAUGCAAGAACGAGGCAUUCAACGCACACGACGGCAGCCCAAUGUCUUGGGACCGCUUCUUCGAAGAGCUUGCCCGUUGGUACAAUGUCCCCGGUAUCGAGGGCCCAGAGUUGGAUGACUUAAAGUAUCACGACGUGGUUCUGGCGGGCGGCAAAGAUUGUCCUCUAGGCUAUGGUCCUUCACCACGCAUUAGGCUCUCCCGUACCUUUGCCGAUUGGGCAAAAGAGCCUUGCAACAGCCAAGCUUGGAAACAGAUCAUGGACAGCUCAAACGGCAAAGUAAAAGUCGAUGCAUUUGAUGGUGGAAUGGACGGUGUGGAAAUUGCUGAUUUUGUCUACUACAAGAUUGGGCAACCUUCUUCUGCAAAAUUUCGUAGGUUCGGGUUCAGCGGAUGUGUAGAUAAGAUGGAGAGUGUGUUUGAGUUGUAUCAGGACUUUGCAAAGAUUGGAGUGCUACCUGCUCCUCGAGUUGAAGCCGCUAGACCUAUGAUUUAG
Messenger RNA from Aureobasidium uvarum, 1338 nucleotides. The record is from the annotation of a GenBank genome assembly. NCBI's taxonomy places the organism in Eukaryota, Fungi, Ascomycota, Dothideomycetes, Dothideales, Saccotheciaceae.